CCCGGAGCCAGUGGCCCAGUGCACCACCACCACCGGCCGGGACUGGACCACCCACCCACCCCGCCCAUCUUUUUUCCCAUCACCACUUUAUCAGUCAACAAUCAAUUAGGCGGGUAACCUCUCGCGCGUCUGUCUUUCAGUCGCUAUGUGCAGCAAUUGACUCCCUUGGCCGCGCGCUAUCCUCGAUCUUCAAACCUCACGGUUUUCUGGACACACACCAAACCAAUUCGAUACCCGCCAGAACAAAGUCGCAUCGCUUGAGGCUCAUCAUAACCCUACCAUACAUAGUCUUUGUUUAUCGUCGGCAGCCUUGUGUGGGCCAUGCUCACCAAAACAUCGACGCCUCCCCUUCUCUGUAGUUGAUUCCCGGUAGUCGCCGACUAUUCUCCAGAUGCUCAAGAAACCGGGCUUCGGCCCCAAGGUCAAACCCAAGGUGGUUGCUCGUCGCAACGCGCCUCCUUCAGCAAAAUCCACCGAUUCAACUCCCGCCCCGACCGAGUCGACAACCUCACAACCUACCACAGCUGCCGCCACUCCCACAGCCGAGUCCGGUCCCUCGACCCGUCAGGUGUCGCCGGCUUCAGCUUCAGCUCAGCCUACACCCCCUGCAACUCUCGCAAGCGAUACGGUCCCCGAGAAGGAGUCUUCGAGUGUUGCCAAACCGGUUUCCAGAGAUGCCGCUCCAACGGACAAGCAAGCACAACCUGCCACGAUCUCAGCUACAGCUUCUGUUCUAGCUCCGGCGCCAACUCCAGCCCCUACCGCAACGGCGAGUACCCCCGUGGAAAAGCCAGUAGAGAAACCAGUUGAGAAGCCAGCCGAGAAACCGACAAGCGAAAAGAGUUCGAAUGCGACGACCGCGACCGAGAAUCCGAAAGCAGCGGCACCAAGACAGACACCUUCCAAAGCCAGGGGUACACCGGCGGCGGUCAUUACUCCGACCAUCAUCGAAAUCACAAGGCCCAGAGGCAGAAGCUCCGUGGCGACAUCAGAAAUCAUAGCACAAUCUCCAUCCAGAGCUACACGCCCGACACCUACUGCCGAUCCUUCAAGUACCACGUCCUCGGCCACCCCCAGUGGAACCUCGUCUACAGAGGCAGCUUCAACGCGUUCCAGCACAGAUACUACACAGCCGGUUACCCAGUCCGAGAGCUCUGCUGAGAGUCGAGCAGAGUCAAGUGCCGAGGCAACGGCUGCACCAACCACCAAAACUACCAAGAAGGCGCCCGUACCAAGGGCACCACGGGCUCCUCGAAAGCGCAAGGCGGACGCAACAGUCGAUGAAGAGGGCAACGAUGAAGCCGUAGCCGAAGCCGAAGCGGCAGCACCACCUCCCAAGAAGCGAACGCGGACAACAAAGAAAACAGCGGCUGAGCCGAGUGCCGAUGGAGAGGAAGCGGCUGAAGCUGAAGGUGAAGCCGCAGUACCAGCUCCCAGGAAGCGAGCUCCUCGAAAACGUAAGACGGAUGCAGCAACCGGCGAAGGCGAAGCGGAUAACGGUGAAGCCGAAGGUGUAGCAGCAGCAGCGGCUCCCAAGAAGCGCGCACGGACAAGGAAAUCGGCAGCCGAGCCGAGCGUUGAGGGAGAAGACAGCCAGGAAGCAGCACCCAAGCCGAAGCGGGUGCGGAAGCCAAGAAAGCCCAGGACAGAGUCAAACAACAUCGAUCCAGCUCUGUUGGGCGACGAGGAGCAAAAUGAAGAAGCUCAAGCCAACACCAAGAAGGGCAGGCAACAGCGCGAAGCUACCCCCGAAAAUGCCGAGCAAGUGCAGAUCGACCGCACCCAGCUAACCAUGGCCGAGCUGGCCAAGGACCUGCACAUCGGCAAGAAAUUCAGUCUACACGAUGAGCUCGCCGAGCGCGAGCGCGCCAAACGACAGAAAUACUACGAAAAGCGCAAGAAGCAAAAGCGCGGCGAGACCGCUGACGGUGACGGCGACAAUGCCGACGGCGGCGCCAGCGGCGAACAAUCCGCCUCCGGCACCCCCGCUCCCGGCGGAACCUCUGCUACCAACCCCGCUGCGUCCUCCCGGCCCGCCGCCGCCAUCGACGAGCCCCCCCUAGUCGACUCGUCCGUCGGCGCCGUCGGCGAGCAGUAUAUCAUGAUCGACGGCGAAAUCCGCCUCAACGAGCGCUCGCUCCAAGUCGACCGCCACGCAGCCGUCGACCAAGCCAACUACGAAGUGCAAGAAGAAAACGACUUUACGCACUUAACCACAUCAGCCACCUACCUCCGCCGCAACAUGAAACCAGGCCAAUGGUCCGACGAAGAAACCGACAAGUUUUACUCGGCUUUGACCAUGUUCGGCACCGAUUUCGAAACCAUUGCUCGCCUAUUUAAGGACAAGACGCGCAAGCACAUCAAGCUGAAAUUCAACCGCGAGGAGCGCGCCGAUCCGGAUCGCAUCCAAAAGGCGCUGGUGGGCGAGAGAACGGUCAUGAUUGACAUUGAGCAGUACCAGCGCGACACAGGGCAAGAGUUUGAGACGGCCGAGAAGAUUUAUGAGGAGCAAAGAAAGGCCGAGGAGGAGUUUGAGGCGCGGCAAAAGGCGAUUGAGGAUGCCAAAGCCGAAGAGGAGCGGAAGAAGGCCGAGUUGCUGUUUGGGAAGGAUGGACAGGGUGGGGUGGCGGGGGGCAAGAAGAGGAGGGGGAAGAAGGCGAGGCCGGAACCGACUUGGUAGACGGAUGGAUUGAGUUGAUGAGGUGAGGUGUUGUGAAAGAUUAGAGAUGAGUUCGUGCAAGUCUGGUGUUACAAGGGAAUAAGGGGGAGGAUAUAGGUGUCUAUCGAAGGAAGAGACUUGAUUGCUGUUUCACACUGGCAUCGAUAGUUACUGAUUUCAUAUGGUUGCGGACUAGGAGAGAGAGACGGACAGGAACAAAUGACAAAGUCACGGGAUAGGUGUGGCACGGAAACAGAUAAAGGCUUUUACCAUCAGGGAUCAAAUAGGUUUUAUAUACCCAUCAACCGGAGGGGCACUUAGUUAGGUAUGGAAAUAGGGAAGGGAAAAACAAAUGGAGACACACAAAAAAAAAGGGUUCUUGAUCAUACUACUUGUAUGCGG
Molecule: messenger RNA, 3061 nt
Organism: Neurospora crassa OR74A
Lineage: Eukaryota; Fungi; Ascomycota; Sordariomycetes; Sordariales; Sordariaceae
Exons: 1
Coding region: 392-2680 (762 amino acids)
Biological process (GO): RNA polymerase III preinitiation complex assembly
Cellular component (GO): transcription factor TFIIIB complex
Molecular function (GO): TFIIIC-class transcription factor complex binding
Source: RefSeq, a predicted model, not a curated record